This is a messenger RNA of Aphanomyces astaci, 5327 nucleotides long. RefSeq lists its product as hypothetical. Gene Ontology annotation, biological process: protein import into nucleus; protein localization to nuclear inner membrane; RNA export from nucleus. The transcript has 5 exons. NCBI's taxonomy places the organism in Eukaryota, Oomycota, Saprolegniomycetes, Saprolegniales, Verrucalvaceae. Bases 41 to 4111 code for a protein of 1356 amino acids. Gene Ontology annotation, molecular function: structural constituent of nuclear pore. The record is from RefSeq and is a predicted model, not a curated record. Gene Ontology annotation, cellular component: nuclear pore; nuclear pore inner ring.
GUUUUGUGAGGUUGAGUGAAUUCCGUCCAAUAACUUAUCGAUGGGAGUCCCGAGCCGCGCGACCGCUGCGAAGGGGGCUACUCUCGACCAUGAGGAGCUAGAAGCGCUCAGCCAAAGCCACAAGGUGCUAGAGCAAGCGUACUCUGUGGACAGCAAGUCGCCUGACCUCGUGGAUCAAAUUGCCGACCACUCUGAACCAACGUCACACAAUUACUUUUUCGAACCGUACACGAACACGGCCGCUGGGUGGCAGGCGCAGCUCGUGCACAAGCAAAAGCUGCUGCCAUACCCUGCAGCCAUAACGAGCGCAUACGACAACAUGCGUUCAGGGUCGUUCUCGGGUUUGCUCCAGGAGAUCCAUCACGCUUGGGUGUCCGUGGACAACGUGUUGUUCCUGUGGGACUACACGCGCGCGGAGCGUUUCGUCGUGUUCGACGGCAUCGACCAGACGAUCUCGGCCGUGGCGAUUGCCAAGCCCAUUCCUGGCGUGUUCAAGGCCUUCGUGAAGCAUGUGCUGGUCGUGGCCACUGCGAGCGACAUGCGGCUCGUGCCCAUCUUGUACGAGCACAGCGACCCCGUUAACGGCGCGAUUCGACUACAAGCGACCAAACUAUGCAUCAGCACGGACGACGUCACGGUCAAGAAGAUUGUGAGCACGGCAGGCGGCCGCAUCUUCUUUGGCGGGUCGGACGGCCACCUCCACGAGUUUGUGUACGACGCGACCGAAGGCAUGUUGCACCAGCUCGGGUGGAAGCGAAAAUGCCGCAAGGAGACACACACACAGUCACUAUCAACGUACAUCCCGUCCAUCUUUCGAUCGCUCACGGGCGCCUUGGCCUCGUCUCACGGCAAAAUCGUCGACUUGACCAUCGAUCCCGAACGCCACAUCCUGUACGUGACACAAGAACCUGCCACGAUUCACGUGUACGACCUCCUUCCACCCGGGGAGCUCAAGCUCGUGGCCUCCAAGGACAUCCACGCCGAAGCCGCGCGGUUCUGCCAGCGCAACCAUCGCACGUGGACGUCAUGCCCCGAGCCGAGACUGUUCACGACUAACAUGACUACGAUCUCGUCCGUGUCGGUCGUCGGGCGCGACGAAAGCGCGUCGAUUCAUGCGGUGGCCGUGAGUUCCACCGGCAUCCGGUUCUACCUGUCGACGUUUACGCCGGGGUACUUUUCCAGCUCGUCCAAGCGGCCGACGCACUUGGACAUGAGCCACAUCCGCCUGCCGCCGCCCAUGCUGGCUCUGGACGACGCGCCAGAGUACCAUGUGACGGAAGGACUGGCGCCCGCCAUCCUCACGGGCAAAAGCCCGGCGUAUGUGCACAAGGCGCUGUACCGCAAGGGGGUGUUUAUCGCGAUCGACGGCGGCCCCGAUGCUUUCGACUCGGUCGUCGGCUUGUGUCAGGACCUGACGGCGCGACACACGCAGGACGCAUCUAACAAGCGACUCAUGCGCGAAUCCAUUUCGUCUGAAAGCUGCCAGGGCAAGGUCAGUGACGUCCAGGAGCUGGCCCGACAAGCCUCUGCGGUGCACACGGCGCCGGCAUCUGCCUCGUCUGGCACGAAACGAACGUUCUCCGACAUGCAAGCUAGUUCGUCAGCUAGUUCGUCGACAGAAGAGCCACCGCCGGCCAUGCUGAGCGAACUCGUGACGCAGUUCUUCGAGCCAUCACGGCAUUUCCUUGUGCUCACGAACGCCGGCCUCCACAUCUUUGAGAAAAUCCGACCCAUCGACCACCUCGUGCGUAUCUUGCAAGGGUCGCCUAUCCCUGGGAAAGACCUUUCGGCCAAGUUGACCCAGUUUGUCAAGUGCUACGGCCGCGCAGAAACGUGCGCCAUGCUCUUUGUUGUGGCGACGGGGGAACCUAGUCCGUACACGAUGGCGGCGCUGCAGUCGGUGUUUGACUUUGGCGGCCAGCCGGGCGUCGCGCCGUCGGGUGGCACCCCCCCAUCGGGAGGUGGCAGCAAUACUACCGCUGGCGCAACCAACCGCUUUGUUCUCACAGACGACAUGUGCAUGUCGUACCACCACGACGGCCUCGUCAAGUUCCUCGCACGCAUUCUGCGGCCGUUCUGGACCACAACCGAUCACGUUGUCGCAGAUGCACUAGAUCACGUGCGUGUGGUGUUGUUCCGCCUCCAGUCGAUCCUGGCCACACAAUACGCCUCGGCCCUUGACCAUCCGCUGACGUUGGCGGAACCAUCGCGCUUCAACGCAAUCACCCGCACACUCAAUGCCAUGUUGACCGAAGCGAAUCCAUCGUCGUUACGUGAAGAGAACGCGGUGCGGGCCGAGCAGUUUUCGAUCCGAUGUUUAUAUCGGUUUACCGUCCGGGCGCUGGAAGCCACGAGUUUGCUCGUCGCCCAACCCCACACGACGACCCUGUCGUUGGCGUUGCCGGAGCUCGUCACGACGACGGCAGGCGCGGCAGCAUGCAAAGUGCUCAUCCAAAAGCUCAUGGCGGACGCGGGGCACAGCGAGGAUCUGGUGCAUCAGCUGCGCGACGAGUGCCCGCUGCUGUUUACCGACACGGAUGCCGCUGAAUGCCACGGGUUCCAAGCGCUCGACGCGGCGGCGACGUGUGUGACGGCCCAUGACCAGCAGGUAGUGCUAGCCAAAGCCCUCGAGCAUUUCCGGCUGGCGAGUCAAUCGUGGACCACCGAAGCCCAGCUAUCGGUGCUCGAAUCCAUCUGCCAAGCAUUCUUUGGCCUGGGAUACCUCGAUGGCAUUGUUGAGCUGAGCUUGGCAUGCGCGCGCCAGCUGACCAAGCCAGACGUGGCGCCGCUACGACGCAUGGCGUACAGCGGCGUUGUGCAGGCGAUCCAGUACUUGACCCAGAACGACACAGAGCUUCCGAUUUGUGGUGCCACGAGUACGACCUUGUGGACAGACCAGGAAGAACGCGAAGCAGCCAUUGGGCGCAUACUUGGUCGCGUGCUGGCGUCGUCCGACACGCAGCUGCACUUGAUUGUGCUGACGUGGCUGUACGACCACGACCAGAAGAAGCGUCUCGUGACGCUCAAAGGGCCCCGCGUCGAAGCGUUCCUCCAAGCCAAAGACCCAGAGCUACUUGUCAGCCAAUACCUCGUCCAAGAGCGGUAUGUGGAUGCCGCCCAUGUGCUGUGGACACGGGCUCAAGACGACCAUCGCGCCGUCGACGAACGCGUGGCACUCAUGUCUCGAGCGGCGAGCGUGUUGGCGGCGGCGCAGCAUCCGGCCGCGCUGAAUGCGUUGGCUGAAGUGCGCGAGUCGCUCGAUGUGUUGCAACUGCAGCACACCAUUUGGAAAACGUUACAGACCCGACAGACCGUCCCAGCAUCCGAGUUGCAGGCAUUACAAUUCCGCGUCGUGGAUGUCUCGACAUUAUACAACCAGUACGCGUCCAAAUACAAGCUGUGGGGAGACUGUUUGCGGAUCAUUCGAUGCUGCCAUACCGAGGAUGCUAGCACUGUGCAGCACUUGUGGGAGCAACUACUGUUCUCAGUCGUGCCGAAAUCUGCCAACAACGUAAGCUUCAACCAGUGGAUUGCCACCAAACACCCCGAACAAGAUGCCCCUACCACCACCGCCAACUCCCCCUCAUCCUCCCCCCAAGUGUUUGAAAGCGCAGUGUGGAUCAGCCACGUACAGUCGCAACUGACGCCACUGGGAAAGGAACUCGCGUCGUCCCCCGCGCUCCCCGUUGAGUUUCUUGUCCAUGAACUGGAGCACCUGUGGAUGUGGUUUAUCCAGCUCACGCACUACUCGACGCCCCAGUCGUGGAUCUCGUCGUUUUUGCUCGACUGCGGCGUCUCAUAUGCGCACUUGUUUGGGGUGUACCACAAGCUGUACGAUGCCAACGAAGCCCCCCGAUGGCGCUUUCACCUCCUUCGCGGCAUCCUGGACCUCGUGACUGCGUGGCAGCGCCACGUCCAAGCCGCGCGACCGACCAGCGAGGCCGCGCUCGAGUUUGCCACGGCCACGCCGCUCAUGCUCAGUGCAUGUGAGGCGUACGUCGUCGACUUGCAUGCGCUUGUCGGAGAUGGCCAUGCAGAGAAGCACCAGACAAUUGCCCGGUUGCGACAACUCAAAGCGGACGUGGCCACCACGAGAUCCAAGUAUACGUAAAUAAAAAUACUAGCAGAUCCAAGUAUACGUAAAUAUUACUUGAAGUAAUACUACAAGUAGAUCCAAGUAUACGUAAAUAUUAAUACUAGUUACACAGAGCCGCCACGGCAACUUGCGUUCGUUCCAUGUGUGACAGACACGCUCACGGCAUUACGUUGCUGAUGCAAGUACCAUAUGCAUCUACUACUGUCGUGUGGGAGUAACAAGUCACGGAGACGCCGAAGCCGUCGCCCCACCCCCUGAGGUCGGCGUCUCCCUCUUCGACCCCCGUCCACCGCCUCCUUUGGACGACACCUUGCGCAGCAUCUUGGAUGGCUUGAGGGUCGUCAAGGUGGCGCUGCUGUUGCCCAUGUCACUGGCAUUACUGCACACGUCGCUCCAGUCGCUAGUAGUAGUAGUGUAGUUCCCCGAGGGUUUUCGCUUGCUUUGGAGGGCUAGUCGGGCCUCGGCAUCUCGUAGUUGCUGGUGGAGUUUAUUGUUUUCGUCCUUGAGUUGCUGCACAUACUUUAUCUUUUGACCGGGGUUGGUAUGACCAGCCAGCGUCGCGUUCUCCUUCCACGCUUUCUGCGCAGACAGCAGCGCUGAGUCGCGCUCCUGGCGAAGAUGGUCUCGCUCUAGGGUGACUUCUUCGAGGCGAAUGUGAAGGGUGUCGAGGUCGAUCGCGUUGUCCUUGGCGAGCUGCACGAGCCGCGCGACUUCAGCGUCGCCGAGCUUCGUAUGCGACGAUGACGCAUCUUCUUCGGGGUCGUCCGUGUCGGUAUGCUGUUGCUCUUGUAACAAUGCGCAUUCGGCCUGAAGUUUUUCGUUUUCAGAUCGCAGCAGCUGACUUGCUUCAGUCUGGAGCGCUACCUGUUGUUGCAACGACUGGAUUUGGUCCAUGAGCUCGUCGAACUCGCGCCGCUCCUUGGAUUCGCCAUCGUCUGUGCCUUCGUCGUCAAAACCGUCAGCGGUUGACGGCGCGCUGCCGCCACCACCGAGGCAGUCGUGGCACAGGCGCUCAGGCUCGUAGCACUCGCGCGUCGCUGCCAGCGUGUACACGAGGACUUCCAUAUCUCGCUGGACUUUCUCGAGCUGCUUGCGCAUAAGAACCACCUCAGGCGUGCUCGUCUGCCGCGCCAGGUCCGCUUGCAUUGUUGACAGCGGUGGGACAGAUGCCAUCGACGAAAAUGGAGAUUUUUGGGUAGAGCCGCUGGCACUUCGAGUUGUGUGCUGCUUA